Messenger RNA from Trematosphaeria pertusa, 1482 nucleotides. RefSeq lists its product as uncharacterized. The transcript has 2 exons. Gene Ontology annotation, biological process: protein polyubiquitination; proteasome-mediated ubiquitin-dependent protein catabolic process; protein monoubiquitination. The record is from RefSeq and is a predicted model, not a curated record. Lineage: Eukaryota; Fungi; Ascomycota; Dothideomycetes; Pleosporales; Trematosphaeriaceae. Gene Ontology annotation, molecular function: cyclin binding; ubiquitin conjugating enzyme binding; ubiquitin protein ligase activity. Gene Ontology annotation, cellular component: cytosol; nucleus; ubiquitin ligase complex. Bases 50 to 1459 code for a protein of 469 amino acids.
CUUCGACUUCCCGCGUCUACAAUGCCAGUAUGGAGCGCACCUCACCGCCAUGUCGCACUCGACGCUGCCCGCGUCCGCAUAUGAAGCGCUCGAACUCCCGCCAGCAACAAUUGAAAUUCUGACGAACCCAAAGCCUGGUGACCCUCUUGCCCCCGAAGCAUCACCAAAUCUGUUGCAGGGCGCGCAGAAACCUGAGCAACCCCUAGCUCCAAACGAGUCAUCUAUUAUCCUUUACGCUGAGCUCCUGCUACAUAUUCGGACGGUUACACUCUUUGCUUCUCUCCGCAGCUUCCACACGCGCGAGACGAAAGCUCAGCUCGCUACCGACGGCUUUUCCAUCACCGUUACGCAUGAGGGCGAGUCGGCAACGAUCCAUCUCCCGAUCAAGGUGAAGGGAGGAGGGGAUGCGGCGCUUUCGCUGCCGGCACAGCCACCGAGCAAGGAAUUGACUCUGCGGCUACAGAUUGAAGAGAAGGAAGGCACCGACUUGCUCGGGACGCUGCGGUCUGAGCAGAGGAAUGCGAACCUCGUCCCCUGGGAUGGCGCAUCCCUCAAUCACAUCCGGGCUGUAGAAAUCCGCUGCAAGAGUUGUCAGGGCGUCAUUGCGCCUGCUAGUAAAGUUGGUGAAUGGAGAGACUUGCCCAACGAGAACUGGGCUGAGAUGAUGGACUUUUGGCAUUGCCACAAGCCCGAUGAACAUCAUCUGCAUGACCACAAUCGCCAUGCGAUCGUCGGCAAGAAAGGCUACGCCGCUGGCAAUCGACUCAAGGCAGUCGAUGGCGUGGGAUUCGUAGACCUCGCAACCUUCUUGUUGAAAGAGCAGGACUGCGAAGGUGCCGAGUCUCCAUCAGAGUGCGACUCUCAAGACAGCACCUUAUUCUGCAAGCAAUGCAAACACAUGCUGGGCACCAAAGAUGCCAGUUCUGACGGCUGGCGAAUAUGGAAAUGGUGUAUCAGUAUCGCCUCCGGCUCUAGCUCAAGGCCAAGCAUAUACAGUAUCCAGAAAUGGAUAUCUGCCCGCCUACUAUUCCUGACAGAGAACCAAGGUGUCCGGAAGUUUCACGUCCAUCCUGAUACCGAUUCACCGCAAACUGCUCCUAUUUCCUCGCUACUUAUUUGGGUCUUCACGCCAGAUCUAUUCUACUCAUCUUCUAUCCCUUCUGACGAUCGAAAUGGCCCUACCAGGUCUAUGAAAGUCUUCUAUCAAAGCCAGACCUAUACACCACCCCAGACUGGUGAGCCAGAGAGCGCGUCGAUAGAGGACGUCGCGUUUCCAAAGGAGCUGUUUGAAGCAUUAGAAAGGACGUUGAAAGAGAGUCAGAAGCUGGUCCCAGCCAGCGCAAGAAGGUUUCAGGGUUGGGAAGUCGGGCUUCUAGAGAGGUUCGAUCUCGGAGAUAUGAAGAGCCUUGCGCUAGAGCAGUGCGACCAAAGUACUCAACAAAUCGACGCAUCGGCUUGAAGUAAUCAUCAGGUCAUUGACAG